CUGUGGAGCUAACGUUACGGAGGGUCAGAGCUCGAGUGUUGUUUUGAAUUUACGAUAAGACACCGACUGGAAGAGGGGCCAGGGCCUGUGGAUAAGAUGGCGGAUGUAGGAGACGAUGAAACUCGGUCGGCUCUCCCUUCGGCAUCCCGUAACGGUCCGGUUGUCAGCCCGUCUGCGGGCACCGCGGGCCAGACCGCGGCUAACGUUACAGUAACGACGGGUCCGCGGAUGGUGAGGAUCGUUAAGUCGGAGUCCGGCUACGGCUUCAACGUCCGCGGUCAAGUAAGCGAAGGGGGGCAGCUCCGGAGCAUCAACGGGGAACUGUACGCUCCUCUUCAGCAUGUCAGUGCAGUUCUGCCCGGAGGAGCGGCAGACCGAGCCGGGAUAUCGAAGGGGGACCGGAUCCUUGAGGUUAACGGGGUGAGUGUGGAAGGUGCCACCCAUAAGCAGGUGGUGGACCUGAUCCGUGCCGGGGAGAAGGAGCUGGUUCUGGCCGUUCUGUCGGUUCCAGCUCAGGAGGCCGAUGGAUUGGAAGGAGGAGAAGAUGUCCAACCCAACUAUGACUACAGUGACAAGCAGGCAGUGCCCAUUUCUAUUCCUACAUACAAACAUGUAGAGCAGCACUCCGAGAGGUUUGUGGUGUACAACGUGUACAUGUCAGGAAGACAGCUGUGCUCAAAGCGCUACCGGGAGUUUGCCAUCCUGCACCAGAAUCUAAAGAGGGAGUUUUCCAACUUCAACUUUCCAAAGCUUCCCGGUAAAUGGCCCUUCUCCCUGUCUGAACAGCAGCUGGAUGCUCGCCGUAGAGGCCUGGAGGAGUAUCUGGAGCGAGUUUGCUCUGUGCGGGUGAUUGGAGAGAGUGACAUCAUGCAGGAGUUUCUCUCUGAAUCAGAUGAGAACUACAAUGGAGUGACGGACGUAGAGCUGCGGAUAGCCCUCCCAGAUAAGACCACCAUCUCUGUCAGAGUCCGCAAGAACAGCACCACAGACCAGGUGUACCAGGCGUUAGUGAUGAAGGUUGGAAUGGACAGUAUUAUGGCGAGCUACUUUGCCCUUUUCGAAGUCAUCAACCACUCGUUUGUGCGGAAGCUUGCGCCUAAUGAGUUUCCCCACAAGCUUUAUGUGCAGAAUUACACGUCGGCAGUGCCGGGGACUUGCCUGGCGCUCCGCAAAUGGUUGUUUAGCUUCCAGGAGGAGGAGUUGCUGAGAGACAACCCGCUGGCACUGCACUACUGCUUUCACCAGGCACUGGAAGAUGUGAAGAAGGGAUUCAUAAAAACAGAGGACAAAUCCUACCAGCUGCAGAAGCUGGCAGAGCAGCGCAAGAUGGCCACGUACCUGAGUCUGUUGCGGACGUGUGAGGGCUACAAUGAGGUGGCGUUCCCACACUGCUCCUGUGACUCCAGGAGGAAGGGACAUGUCAUCACGGCUAUCAGCAUUCAUCACUUCAAGCUGCACGCUUGUACCGAGGACGGCACGCUGGAGAACCAGGUGAUAGCGUUUGAGUGGGGGGAGAUGCAGCGCUGGGACACUGAUGAGGAGGGGAUGGCUUUCUGCUUUGAAUACGCCAGAGGAGAGAAAAAACCUCGCUGGGUCAAGAUCUUCACUCCAUAUUUUAACUACAUGCAUGAGUGCUUUGAGCGGGUCUUUUGUGAGCUGAAGUGGAGGAAACAGGUGGAGGAAGAGGCAUCUGACAAAGACAACAAAAACUGCAGUAACAAUGAGUAUCUGCCUCCUCUGGAGACACAGCAGAAGGGAUGGCGCCACCUAGGGGGGGAGAUUGCAACUUCUUAAAAAUCAUUUGUCAUCACUCGAACUAGAAUCUGGUCCACUUGCAUCACCACAGCCACCCCAGAGAGCGCCCAUCGACAAACACAGAACUGAGCGACAGACUGAGGCGAUCCAUGUCCCAGAAAAACAAACGGGAAAUGACUGAUUUGGGAAACUGGAAUAGCCACACUUAACCGACCCCAGGGAUACACACAGCAAGACGAGCGACGAAGGAAAAUUAACAAAAGCCAACUUUCAUGUCAUUUAUUAGAUCUCCAUAGCGUGUCUGUUGUUUUCCUCCAUGCAUCCGCCCUGUGAUGUUGGGUGCUACUUCCUGCCACUGGUUGAGAUGUGACACAAACAGACUGUGUGACCAGUCAGGGCCACGGCAGCGCUGCGCUGCGGCACCAUUUGCCCAAAGGGAGCACCUCGAGAAACGGCCACUUGACGAGGGAGCCGAUGGACAAUCCCAUCCUGCACAACAGGAUGGUCUCGGCCCGAAGCCUUCAGCGUGGCCCUCGUCUGCUGAACCGAGCGGAGCUGAUAGAGAUGAUAGUGAGAUACAGAAAAAUGGAGUUUUCGCUUCUGUAACAAAAAGCAAAACCACGCUUAAUGCUGACGAUGGACAUUAACACAAAAUGAUGUUUUCUUUCUGUAAGGUCAAAAGUAUUCUGUCUUUGUCAGAAAACGUUGGCGACACAAAUGUAACUAACUGAGACAGGAUAUGUUCGUAAUUGUGUGUUUGUUUAACAAUCUUCUGAUAAAAUUUAGAUUAAUUUAAGAGCUAUAAUAAUUGGCUUCUUGAUCUAACACAACGAAACACUAACUGAACUGCAUUCGAGCUGCUCUAACUAAUCUCGAUUUUUCACCGUUUCUGGUCAAAGAACUUCAGAGCGAUGUCUGUUGGCGGUCUGCCAUUAAUGUCAGUAUGUGUAUUUUUUCCCCUCGCAAGUGUUUUAUUGUGGCGAUUUUGCAGAGCAUGUAAGUUGAGAGGAAGAGGCGUUCUCAUUCUCGGCUCUGCGCGGGGAUGAUGAACUAGAUGCUGAUGGGGCGAGUGUUUUAUAUUCUGAUGGACUGUGAAUAUUUAGACAGCAUGGGAGAGUUUGUGGAGCUGCAGUUUUGUGAAGCGGCAGCAGAGGGCAGCAGAGUGUAAGACAGGUUUAGUCGCAGGCUUUGAGCAGAAAUGGAAAUCUUCUCAGAGCUUCUUAAAGAGUGAUCCCUCGGGCUCUGUAACUCAAAAGUAUCGCUCCUCUGCAGUUUGUCCAUUAACCACAUCAUGAGGACAGAUGGCGUGUGCGCAUGUACCUGUGUGUUGUUCAGGGUGCACAAAGUUGUGAGACUGCAACAGUGAGGAUUCAUAGCAGUGCAGGCAGCUGUUUGACUCUUACUGCAUCUAAAUUGGUACAGUAUUUAUUGUGUGUGAAUGCACAUGACCUAUUAUUACGGUUUUACAGACAAACACAUUUUUUUGUGUUUUAGAGCAGCAUUUCAGUUUUUUCUUUGUAGAUUAAAACAUUUUUUUCUCCCUUCGAAUGUGUCGAAAAGGUUAACAUGCUGACAAAAAAAGAUUUCUGAAUGGUGUGAGUGUGUGUAAAUGUAUUGAUCUCACUCCGAACGCAGUAGUGUUUUGUUUAUCCCACUAAUGGAUAGUAAUUUAUCUCGCCUGAUUCAUUACUGACACAUUCUUGAGCUUCACUCGUUGUCUGGCGGUGACCAAAAACCCUGAAACUUAGGGUGAUGUUGGUGUAUUUUAAUUCACGCUGACUAUAAGAGCACAAGUUUAAGUUCCACUUCAGUCAAAAGGUUUUUUUUUUUCUUUUUCUACAGCUUUAGGUUCAAUAAAAUGUUUAACUCACGCCAAGGUUUAGUCAUAAUUUGCUAUCAGUAGGUUACCUUGGAGUGUGUGCGUGUAUAUCUGUGUGUGUGUGUGUGUGUCCUCUGUGUUUAUCAUUGACAUUGCUGAUAAGGUUUUAGGCUCUGAUUGGACGUGUCUGAUGAGCUGUCGGUGUGAGAGCCAGCAAAUGAAGAUGGGGUUUUGUAUCCGUACGACAACAGAGACGCCAGACAGAUGGAGACAAAUGGGAGGCGUCUCCUAUUGUCUCGCUAACAUUCACAUCCGCUCACAUGCUUUUUCGGCAUAAACACACACACACAUAUCUCUGUCUCCCUGCUACUCUGUGUUUAUUGUAUGACAAAACUGUGUAACAUCACAAAAUAUUUUAUUUGUCAUGCUGUUAUUUCCUCUGAGGGCGGGCUGCAGUUAUACUGUAUAUAGCAAUACUUGUGUGUGUUUUGCACACACACCACAGAUAGCUGAAUUGUGAAAGAAACUGCAGUGUGCAGAUUGCUGGAUGGUCAUUUUGACAGCCAGACUAAUAGCCAAUUUAGAGAUGGAUGACAUAAGAAUUGGAGCUGUUCAACCAUGAUGAUGUUUUUUUUCUCUGUGUAACAUGUAGAGGGGAGAGGCAGAUAGAGGUGGUUUGACUGUGUGUUGGCUUCUCUGUCGUCCGCUCUUACCCUCUCCAGGUUGGUCUCCCAUCAUCACAGGGGGAUGUGGUUGCCGUGGCAGCACCACGUUGGCUCAACACGCUCAGUGCAGCCUCUGUUCCUUUUAUUCCUGUCCGCCAACUGACUCACUCCUCCCAAUAAUGUAUUCAAAGCGGUGUUUUUUUUGUGUUUGAUGUUUGUUCUCUGUCCCCGUGGCUCAUGCUGCUGUGAAUAGGCUUUUAGAAAGCUGCUGUUUUUUUAUAUAUAUAAAUAUAUAUGUGUGUGUUUCGGUUCGUCUGCGCCAGGUGCCAUCUUCCUCUCAGUCACAGGCAGGUGCGCAUAUUGUCAGUCGUCGUCCGUUUCUGCCAUCAGUCGAGAUAAAUGUCAUUGUAACAGUGUUUAGGUGAAAGCAGAAGGAUGACAGGAAUGUUAACAAGCACGUCUUUGAACGUCGGCCCGUGUUUGUUCGUCUGUGUACGCUGUGCUAAGGGCCAUCUGUGUUUGUGUGUGGGGUGCUGGAGAGCCUUGGCUUGUAAGUGAUUAUUUACAAAAAAAAGGAGGGUUUAAUUCCACGCAGGAGUGAACAGAUAACAGAAUGUUGGCUGGAACCGAAAAACAUGUCGCCCGUAGAAUAAAACAUGAACUUGUCCAUGUGUGGACCCGCACAUGAGGCUCAGAAAGUUUCAUCACAAGCGCCACUGAGAGGCUCGUCUGAAAGAUGCUGUUGCUAUAGUAACGCAUCAUUUUUUCGCAAGCCAAAUCAGCGCUCAUCACAUCAUUCGGUGGCAGCGGCAAAAUCUAUUCUGUCUGUUCAAAUUCUGCGGCAUUUCAGUCUCGGAGUCCAGCGUUCAAAGUGGCUUUUAUGAGGCCGCUCAGUCAGUCUCUUUGCUUUGACGGUUCACACGGAGCCGCGUCGUUUGUCUCAUCAUUAAUGUGUAGACUUGAUGUGCGUCGACCUCUGGAACAAACAUCCAGCUCGGAGGCCGCCAGCUGCCAGCUUUCCCAUUUCAGCUGACAGGUCCUACCUUAACUAACAUGAAGGGUGGAUGUAAGUGCAGUUUUCAAAAGUGUUAGCCUUUGUGUAAUUAAUUUCAGCCCAUACGCAGUGACGUCAAUUAAAAGCCUAAGCCUUGUUUGUCUGUCUUCAGCAUAACCUGUAAAUAGUUGUUUUAAAAAGAAAAAGAGAAUAUAUCUUGGACAAAAUGCACUCUUGUUUCUCCAACUCAAAACUUUUAUUUAUUUAAACAGAAAUUAUAAAGAUUGGGGAAAUGAUAGCGUGCAAUGCGAGGGCCACUGUUGAUCACUGAUUUUGUUGGUGGGGAACGGCUGUAUGGAGGAUUAGCUAACUACACAAAGAAGCUGUUAACAAGAGAAGCAGUGUCUAAAAACAUUAACACCUGAUGCAGAACUAGGCUACAAAAUGGAGUUUUAUAUCUUAAAAAACACAUGAAGGUUUACUAACCUAUAAGAAAAAAGGAAAAAAAAGGUUUGAAAAUGUUGUGUAGAGUAAUAAAUUGUAACAAUAUUUUAAAUAAAGUUAUAUAUUGGGAACAAAA
Molecule: messenger RNA, 5813 nt
Organism: Plectropomus leopardus (leopard coralgrouper)
Lineage: Eukaryota; Metazoa; Chordata; Actinopteri; Perciformes; Serranidae
Gene: snx27a
Product: sorting nexin 27a
Biological process (GO): intracellular protein transport; endocytic recycling; signal transduction
Cellular component (GO): early endosome
Molecular function (GO): protein binding; phosphatidylinositol-3-phosphate binding
Source: RefSeq, a predicted model, not a curated record